Molecule: messenger RNA, 4658 nt
Organism: Lemur catta (Ring-tailed lemur)
Lineage: Eukaryota; Metazoa; Chordata; Mammalia; Primates; Lemuridae
Gene: REM2
Product: RRAD and GEM like GTPase 2
Exons: 7
Coding region: 2897-3919 (340 amino acids)
Cellular component (GO): plasma membrane
Molecular function (GO): GTPase activity; calcium channel regulator activity; GTP binding
Source: RefSeq, a predicted model, not a curated record
UCAGCACUCCGCCUCCUGCCCUCUUCCUAUUCAUCCUCCCACCACCCCACUGUUGAUCCUUAUACCACUCGGAAGGUAAGAAAAUUCUGGGAACCCUAAGGACCAACCCUCUCCACCUGCACUCACCGGCUGGGGCCCGGCUCUACAGUGGCUGACACGAGGGGGAACACCAAGCCCCUUUACUGGCUGCCAGGCUGGAGUGCAGAGAAGCCAGCCGGCCCCUGCAGCGGGGAAGGUUCCCAUUUAUGGAGCACAGAUCACAGGAGCAGACUGUCCCUGGUGGAACACAGCCGUGACUCCCUGCCCUCCACCCUCCACCCCACCAGGCACUUAAUAGUCUGUCUUAUGCAGGACAGAUGGACUCUCAGCCGGGAUGCUGCAGAGCAGGCAAAGAUGAGUGGAGGGAGCCAUCACAAACACUCAGGGUGUGACGGUGCUGACACCAGCGUCACCAGAUCUAAGAGGUCUUCAUGGAAGAGGGCCCAAAGUGGAUUCUAAAGAAUGCUGUCAGCAGUUGGGGUAGAGCUGUGAAUUCUAGGCAGAGUGAGAGUCCACAGGACAAGCAAACUGGAGACAUGAGGGCUAGGGCUGUAGGCUGGACCUUGGACCUCCUGAGAAGAGGUGGUGGGAGCACGGGCAGUGGCCAGAGCCGAAGAGCUAGGCAGGGUGAUGGAGGAUGGAAAGAUCUGGGAGAAAUGUUAGAACCCUGCCUUUGUGAGCAAGGUGACAGAAGCUGCCCCGGAGUUUGAAAGGAAAACAGAGGCAAAGGCUACAGAAGGAGCCUGUGGGGGUGGGAGUGAUGCCUGGGGAGCAAAGCUGAGGCGUCCCUAACAGAGCCAGGCCCCAGGGAAGCCGAUGUCCCCUCAGGCUGCUUCCUCCCUGGCCCAGCCUAUCCCCACUGCUCUGGUGGAGGUUGAUCACACUCUCCACAUCCUCAAGCCUAGCACUGUUGCUGGUUUUCCUCUCCCCCAGUGAGCAGGAGCCUGGGGAAGGAGGAAAGAAGGGGUGUGGGCGAUGUGCAGUCCUGGGACCCUGGCAUCUUGGCUCAGGGAAGACCUGGGCUCCUUUCACCACAGACCCUUCCCAGAGAUCGGGAAAGGUGCUUCAGAGAACCUUGUAUACCAUCCUCCCUUUGGGCCCUCCCUCCUAAGUGCAAACAGUCCCUGGGUGCGCUCGGCGUCAGGCCCAGUGAAAACAGUGAAGCAGCGAGUGUUGUCUCCCCCCUGCCCCUGCCCACCUUGCUAGUUUCUUCCCCUAUAUUCACCUCAAAGACCCUAAGCCUGAUAUCUUCAGCCCUUGUCCUGUUCCAGACUUACUCCCUCCUGUGGGGUAUUUUCAGCUUGAAAGUGGACAAAGGUUUAAGGUAAAAGAAUGUUCCUCAUGGUGGAAUGCUUCAGAAAGCUGGAGGGAGGCCUGUGCUUAUAGAUUAGUGGGCCUGAAAGAAGUUUCUGCAGGUGCUGGAUGUGUGCUCUAUGAGGUGCAAGCAGUAAUAGUAAUUUGUCAGCUACAGUGAAGCCCCAGGUCGGCAGGGAGAGGAACAUCAGAGAGGUACAGGCAGUAUGGGGGACUAAGCGGGUUCUGCCCAAGUGAGGGCGCUAGGGAGCAGUCACUCAAGUUUAUUUUCACCAGGGCUCAAGGAAAAACAAAUGAGACAAUUUACAAUUCUGUCAAGAUAGAUACCACUAUCGAGGUGCCCAGUCUCGGAUGUGGGACCCACAUCAAGGCCCUUAGUGGGGAUGAGGUGUUCUCAGCAUGAGAUGGGGACCAGGCUGUUAAUCAGAGUCUGAGAUAAUGGAAGAUACCAGAAUUCAGUCCUCGGGGCAAAAUUCUGGGCCUGAACCAAGCUCCAAGCCCUGCUGGGAGGGGAGAGGCUGUGGGAGCCUCAAGGUGGCAUCUGCUGAGUGCCAGACUAUCACCUGUAGUUAACCCACACCAAAGCCACGCCAGGGCAGGCAUUGUAAGUCCCAUUUCACAAGUUCAGGAGGAGCUUCAGAGAAAUUAUGAGACUGGCUCAGUCUCCACUGAGUGGCAGAUUUAGACCUGGCUUGGUUUGCUUCCAAAUCUUUCCCUUGUCCCAUUAUUCCACAGGACCUCCCAUUCCUGAGGGAGCCUGGACAUGUUCCAGACAUGUCCAGCAGAAGACUGUUUCCAGCUUCCGUUUCCUAACGGGAUGAGGGGGAGGUUGUUCAUGGUGAAACUCAGCCUGCUCGUGUGGCUGGAUUGGGAGCAGGCAGAAGUCACAAGUCACAAGAGAGAAUUGUUGCUGGGGUCUGCAGCCCCUCACUCUUAUCUGGGAUCGUAGAAGAAUCCAGCCACCUAAGCUGUCGAGUCACUUGCUGCUCUAAAUGUGCUUCUAAUCUACAGUACAGGAAUGCACAUGAACACAGUAAAAUGGUGAAAAGUAAGGAUCAGCUUUUAGUCUUUCUGCCUCACCCCUCUUUUUAGCCACUGAGCACCCGCUCUGGGCUAGACACUGGACUAGGUGGCUAGAAAUACAGACACAAAUAAUGCAGAGUCCUGGCUCCUGGAGAGACUUCAGCUCCCCUAGGUCCCUGCCUCCUGCCACCCUCAGCGCCCUUACCCAUUGACACCCACUCAACCCGUCAGUUCUGGCCCUCUGACUUUGUUCUGUCAUGCCUUAACCAGGCUCCGUGUAUGUGUGCUCCCAGAGGGAAGCGACACAAAGGAAAGGGGGGCAGAAAGGAGGGAAUCCCGCUGACAUCACUGCUCAUUAGCAUGUGUGACCUCAUCAGGGGGUGGGACAAUUUCCCCAGGUGUCUGGGGGGGAGGGCAUUCGUGUGUGGGGGGGCGGUAUUUAAAGGAAAAAGCUGACAGUGCUGCUGAGUGAGGGAGCGGGUGCUGCGAGCCGCCGGGCUGCACAGGCACACGCACACCGAUGCACACGGACCCUGACACCGACAUGGACACGGACACAGAAACCACAGCACUCUGCCCCUCUGGCAGCCACCGGGCCUCCCCCCCAGGGACACCCACACCAGAAGCAGAUGCCACACUGCCGAAGAAAACAGAGAAACUGUUGGCAGGGUUCGAUCGGGGUGGGCCACCCUCUGCCCCGGGGGCCCCCAGACGAAGAGGCAGUAUGCCUGUCCCUUACAAGCACCAGCUUCUUCGGGCCCAGGCUGUAGAUGAACUUGACUGGCCGCCUCAGGCUUCAUCCUCUGGCUCCUCUGACUCCUUGGGCUCAGGGGAGGCAGCCGCUGCCCAAAACGAUGGCAUCUUCAAGGUCAUGCUGGUUGGGGAGAGCGGCGUGGGCAAGAGCACUCUAGCAGGCACUUUCGGCGGUCUCCAGGGAGACAGUGCUCAUGAGCCAGAGAACCCAGAGGACACCUAUGAGAGACGCAUCAUGGUGGAUAAGGAGGAAGUGACUCUAGUUGUUUAUGACAUCUGGGAACAGGGGGAUGCUGGAGGGUGGCUGCGGGACCACUGCCUUCAGACCGGAGACGCCUUUCUCAUCGUCUUCUCAGUCACUGACCGCCGAAGCUUCUCCAAAGUUCCAGAGACCCUACUUCGGCUCCGGGCUGGGAGGCCGCACCACGACCUACCUGUCAUCCUCGUUGGUAACAAGAGUGACCUGGCCCGUUCCCGGGAGGUAUCACUGGAGGAGGGCCGCCACCUGGCCGGGACGCUGAGCUGCAAGCACAUCGAGACGUCGGCAGCGCUGCACCACAACACGCGGGAGCUCUUCGAGGGCGCCGUGCGCCAGAUCCGGCUGCGGCGGGGCCGGAGCCGCGCAGGAGGCCACCGGCAGGAGCGGGGCAGCCCCGAGGGCCCCGUGCCGUCCGCGCGCCGCGAGAGCCUCACCAAGAAAGCCAAGCGCUUCCUCGCCAACCUGGUGCCGCGCAACGCCAAGUUCUUCAAGCAGCGCUCCAGGUCAUGUCACGACCUCUCAGUGCUCUGAGCCGCGGUCGCCAUGGCCACUGCGGUCGCCAUGGUCACCGCGCCCUUCGCUCGCCCCCUUGCCCCGCCCUGUCCCAUCCGGCUUCCUUGAUCGAGGCCGUCUAGGAAACCAAAAACUCCCAGGAUGCCCCGGUGUGGCCGCGGGGGCGGGCCCGGACUGGUGGGCAGUGUCCUCCCGACGCCUCCGGGCCCCGCGGCGCCCAGGCGGCGAGGGCGCAGACUUUGCAGGCGGAGCGGGUUCUGGCGGGUCAGGAAGAAAAAUAGUUCUGCAGGGUAUUUUGCUUUUUAUUAAUCCGCGCUUGGCUACCUGUCCUGCAAAGAGAUCCUAAAAGCGAGAAUUGGAAAAGUGUUUUGUAGACUUCUUGGUGGAGUUUACCUCCGUUGUACGCCGCGUGAAUAUGCCUCACCUUUAAGAGAUUCUUAAAGGUAAAGUCGUGGAGAGACUUUGCAGAAAACGUUCUGGCUUUUAUCUGCCACUCUUGUCCACUUUGCCUUUAAGGAGUUCUUAAAGGCAAGUACUGGAAGCGCUGUUCUUGAGAUUUGAUUCUGUGACUUACCAUUGCGGGACGGCACUUCCCCUUUAAGGUUAUUAAAGGUAAGGUGUGGACAGACUUUCUGCGCUCAGAUGCCGGCAAAUGCCGGCCUGAAGAGCUGAAAGGUGGCAACCGCCUUUGCCCAGGGCCCAGGAGACACCAGCAAGGGGCCACCUCUUCCCUUUUCAAUAAAGAAUUUUUCUACUG